Juglans regia (Persian walnut) is the source of this 498-nucleotide messenger RNA. RefSeq names its product protein FAR1-RELATED SEQUENCE 5-like. The coding region runs from base 1 to 498 and encodes 165 amino acids. The transcript has a single exon. Lineage: Eukaryota; Viridiplantae; Streptophyta; Magnoliopsida; Fagales; Juglandaceae. Gene Ontology annotation, biological process: regulation of DNA-templated transcription. The record is from RefSeq and is a predicted model, not a curated record.
AUGGUGAAGUAUGACUUAGGAGAAAAUACUUGGCUGCAAAAUCUGUACAGCCGACGGGAUAAGUGGGUACCAGCCUACUUGCGUUCGACAUUUUGUGCUGGUAUGUCAACAACUCAGAGGAGUGAGAGCAUGAACAAAUUUUUCAAAGAUUAUGUUCGUUCAAGCACUAUGGUUAGUGACUUUGUGCAUCAGUAUGAGAAAGCUAUAGAUGCACGUUACUUUAAAGAGAAAGAGAAGGAUGUGCGGACAAAAUCUACGCGGGCGAUAAUGAAGACACCUUUUAAAAUUGAAGAGGAGGCGGCGAUUGUUUAUACAAGAAAGUCUUUCACGAUCUUCCAAGAUGAGCUGUUCAAUAGUCUACGGUACCAAGCAAGAAAAUUGUAUGUGAGUGGUGAGGCCAAGACAUAUGGAGUGACAGCUCAUGGUAAAGAAACACCUAUUUAUCACGUGACUUUGGAGGGUGAUGAAGGACAUGCUACAUGUACAUGCCAUAAGUGA